Molecule: messenger RNA, 2787 nt
Organism: Cyanidioschyzon merolae strain 10D
Lineage: Eukaryota; Rhodophyta; Bangiophyceae; Cyanidiales; Cyanidiaceae
Product: probable ribonuclease R
Exons: 1
Coding region: 1-2787 (928 amino acids)
Biological process (GO): mRNA catabolic process
Cellular component (GO): exosome (RNase complex); P-body
Molecular function (GO): RNA binding; 3'-5'-RNA exonuclease activity
Source: RefSeq, a predicted model, not a curated record
AUGUGGGUCAGUCUUGCGACUCAUACGCGUGUUAGCUUUGUCACGGUACCGACUUGUGGCUGGACAUCAAAAGCACGCACACCUCGAGUAAGUGCGUCGACCUGGUGUUCGGUACCGCUGGGGCGGUCGAGGCGGAAGCCGCGCGCCCGACUGGUAGCAACAGCAGAGACAGCAGCAGCUCCUGAUGCGCACGCUGCUCCGCUUCCGGGUACUGUCCAGGACUCCGAGUUUGAACGUGCGGAGGCUUGUAGUGUUGUGGAGGUUUUUCACGACCGAGCGGUGCACAUUGGUGUGUUGCGCACGACACCAGCUGAGGCAGCGUGCGCAACGAGCUUUCGAGUUCACCUGGUUAGCGCCGAUAACCAGGAGGUAAGUGUCGCCCCCGACCAAGUCAUUGCGAACUGGAGUGAAACUCUGGUACCGCCGUUGCUGUUCGAGGAGCUCAGCACUGCUGGUGAGCAGCCUGAAGCGUGGCUACCUCCAGUGCGUUUCUCGCAGACGCGUCUGCAGCACGCCUGGGAUACCGCCCGACUCUGGCUGCAACCGCACUCGACGGAGUCAUGGCUCGCACUCCAGUCUGCGGACCGUCUCGGAAUCCUGGCGUUGUUGUCAGAGGGGCUGUAUGAGCUCCAUCAGGAGGUGAGUUGUCGAGGCGCUCGCCGCGGCGGUCCAUUCACAUCCGCUGUCGAGUUGGCAGCUCGAUACCAGUUGCGUUUGCGAGAGCGUUUUCGUCGUCGACUUUGGCCCGCGGAUGAGACCACUUCACCGGUAGCCAAGUCGCUGUGUGAUCCGUUCGUAUUGCGAAUACUCGCAGCGAUAACGCUCGGGUCCGACAAUUUUCGCUUCCGACGGGUUCCCCGGUACGGUGGCGGCUGGCGAGCGCUACCUGAGCCGAUGGUACGCGCACGUAUCGUAGAGUCUUUCUGUGAACGUGUACAUGCAACGAGGCAGUCACUGGAUCGGACAUGGCAUCCGGAGCAUCUCGCAGUUUUACGCGAGCUGGAAAUGUUGGCGGCCUCUCGCUCCGAGCAUCGCCGCAACCUCGAGCCGUCGCUUCGCACGAAACGGCAGGGAAUGUCGGCGCCGUCGACACGACUGGAGCGCCUCUAUCCUUUGGCGGCUGCAGUUUGUCGUCGGGUCGCUUCGGAGGUCUCACCGAACACGGCUAUCUCUAUUUUGGUGAAGCUCGGUCAGUGGACCCUCUCGGAGACGUCCAAGGAAAGCGCCAGCACGCCGCCCGCGACACUGAAGCGCCGACCGAACGUAUGCCCCGAGCCCAAGAUCGGACAAAAGAUCAUCGCUGCUUUUCCUGACGCAGUGAUGACUGCGGCUCGGGCACUACGUAGCCGGAUCCUGAGCGGGCGUACGCGAAAUCAGCGAAGCGUCUGGAGUCACCAGUUCGCGUUCUGUGUGGAUUCCUCAUCAGCGCGAAUUCUGGACGAUGCUUUCUCCGUUGAGAUCGAGCAGCGCUGCGACCCGUCGUCGGGGGCAUCGGGUCAUCGCCCGGGCGACUUGCAGGUGACCUGGCACGUCCAUAUCGUGGAUAUUGGGCGCUGGCUACCUGCAGGCCACCCAGUAGACCAGAUUGCCUGCCAGCGAGCACAGUCACUGUAUCUGCCGGGGCGACCUCUGCACCUGUUGCCGCCACCGUUGGCAAACGCGGCCUCUUUCUCAGAGCAUCUGGCGACUGACGCGAUCACCGUAUCACUGCGCUUCCGUGAGCGCAGCAACGACCAGCAUACCGGGUCCGACGACCUCGGCGCCAUCGAAUGGUUCACGGUACGUCGAAGUGUGAUACCGCCUGUGCAGCGCAUAUCAUACGAGGAGCUCGAUCGUCUGAUCCUGAGUAAUCGACGCGUGCGGGCAUCAUCAUCAUCAGCAGCAGCAGCAGCAGCAGCAGCAGCAGCAGCAUCUGCAUCUGCAUCUGCAUCGUCACCUACAGACACCAGCACCGAAACACUGCUGCAGAGAGCGUCGAACCCGUUGACAAUAUUACAGAAAGCGCUGAAUUCAGCAGCGCUGGAGCAGCGCAUGCGUGCACGCAUGCAUGCGCGUCAACGCCGCAACGCCGGGCGCAUUGCGCGGGUGGCGCAUCGACGCGACGGCAGCCUGGCUGUAGCGGAAUUUGCACUCUCUCCGGGAUACUGCCUCGUGGAUGCGCUACUCGCUGCCGCUAGUGAGGCACUUAUUCGAUUUGCUGCACAGCACAAGAUCCCUGUACCCGUCACUAGAUGGACACGAGUCCAGAACACGGAGCUGGGGACGCUGGCGGCGCAAAAGGUAACCGCCAGUGAACCAAACGCAGUGCAGGCGUAUCGGCCGCAGCGUUUCGGCACUGCACCUCUCCGUCGAUACCUGGACCUCAUGACACUGCGUCAGAUCUCGCUCUAUCUUGAGUAUGGGGCAGAGGCGCCGCUGCUGACCAGAGCACAGGUAGCACGCAUUGCUGCGCAAGUUCAGCGAAAUGCGUCUGCGGGGAUGCAGAAAGUGGUGGCAUCUCGGCAAUCGCUCAUGCUGGAUGUACUUGCUGAGCGGCAGUCACAAGUGCAGCGUCUCGGUCCGGGGGAACUUGUUUUGAACGGCUUGGUUGCAUCCGUGUCGUCGAAUGGGCGAACGGCGCUCAUCAUUCUGGAGGAUGAUCAAAUGGAGGCGACGGUGACCCUAGAGCGCAGUCAGCGCCUUCGUAUUGGCGAACGCCGUGCGUUCCGUCUGGUACGCCUCGACCGGACGCAGUGCGGUGCACGAGCGAUCCAGUUGGCACUGGUUGUCGACUCGGUGUCGGUUUGA